This is a messenger RNA of Nanorana parkeri, 2323 nucleotides long. It is a transcript of the gene KCNMA1, whose product is annotated as potassium calcium-activated channel subfamily M alpha 1. The transcript is spliced from 19 exons. Gene Ontology annotation, cellular component: postsynaptic membrane. The record is from RefSeq and is a predicted model, not a curated record. The coding region runs from base 48 to 2207 and encodes 719 amino acids. Gene Ontology annotation, molecular function: large conductance calcium-activated potassium channel activity. NCBI's taxonomy places the organism in Eukaryota, Metazoa, Chordata, Amphibia, Anura, Dicroglossidae.
AAGAAGAUACAUGGCAAAAAUAUUACUUGGAAGGUGUGUCUAAUGAGAUGUAUACAGAAUACCUAUCCACUGCAUUUGUGGGGCUCUCCUUCCCUGCGGUGUGUGAGUUGUGCUUUGUGAAGCUGAAGUUACUGAUGAUAGCCAUAGAAUACAAAUCUGAAAAAGGGGAAAGCAGAAGCAGAAAGCGGAUUAUAAUCAACCCAGGAAAUCACGUUAAGCUGAAAGAAGGCACUCUGGGGUUCUUUAUAGCAAGUGAUGCCAAGGAAGUUAAACGUGCUUUUUUCUACUGCAAGGCUUGUCAUGACGAUAUUACAGACCCUAAGAGGAUCAAGAAAUGUGCAUGCAAGCGACUUAUGUAUUCCAAGAUGUCCAUCCGAAAGAGGCUGAUGCAGGCAUGUUGUUUGGGGUGCUCUGAAAUAGACUGCUCUUGCAUGUCAGGCACUUUACGUAGUAACAUGGGGACCCAUGAACGAGCCUUCCCACUUUCUCCUGUCUCUGUUAAUGAUUUCUCCACCAAUAUUCGUGGCUUUGAAGAUGAGCAGCCAUCAGCAUUGUCACCUAAGAAAAAGCAGCGGAAUGGAGGAAUGCGGCACUCACCAAACUCCUCUCCAAAUAUGAGACAUGAUCCAUUGCUAAUGGCUGCUAAUGAUCAGAUAGAUAACAUGGACUCCAGCAGUGUGAAGAAGUAUGACUCUACUGGUAUGUUCCAUUGGUGCCCAGCAAAAGAAAUGGAGAAAGUUUUGUUGACACGUAGUGAAGCUGCCAUGACAGUUCUGAGUGGGCAUGUAGUUGUCUGUAUAUUUGGAGAUGUAACAUCAGCACUUAUUGGGGUUCGGAAUUUGGUGAUGCCACUGAGAGCCAGUAACUUUCACUAUCACGAACUGAAACCUAUAGUAUUUGUUGGAUCCUUGGAAUACCUAAAGAGAGAAUGGGAGACACUGCACAAUUUCCCAAAGGUUUCCAUCCUGCCUGGCACGCCAUUAAGCCGAGCUGAUCUAAGGGCUGUCAACAUUAACCUGUGUGACAUGUGCGUUAUCCUGUCAGCCAAUCAGAACAAUAUUGAUGAUACUUCACUUCAGGACAAGGAAUGUAUCUUAGCAUCUCUCAACAUCAAAUCCAUGCAGUUUGAUGACAGCAUAGGGGUCUUGCAAGCUAACUCUCAAGGUUUUACUCCACCUGGGAUGGACCGUUCUUCCCCUGACAACAGUCCAAUGCAUGGUCUAGCAAGACAGGCUUCUAUUACAACAGGGGCCAACAUGCCCAUCAUAACUGAGCUUGCUAAGCCUGGCAAACUGCUGCCUUUGAUUUCAUUCAGUCAGGAAAAAACCAGUGGAACUCAAUUACCAAUAAUUACAGAGUUGGUGAAUGAUUCCAAUGUUCAGUUUCUGGAUCAAGAUGAUGAUGAUGACCCAGACACUGAGCUCUAUCUGACCCAGCCUUUUGCCUGUGGAACUGCCUUUGCUGUAAGCGUGUUGGACUCACUCAUGAGUGCAACAUACUUCAAUGACAAUAUUUUAACGCUGAUCAGAACAUUGGUGACAGGAGGUGCAACACCAGAGCUAGAGGCCCUUAUAGCAGAAGAGAAUGCGUUACGAGGAGGGUACAGCACCCCACAAACCCUAGCCAACAGGGAUCGCUGCCGAGUAGCCCAGCUGGCAUUGUAUGAUGGUCCAUUUGCUGAUCUUGGGGAUGGUGGAUGUUAUGGGGAUUUGUACUGCAAAGCUCUGAAAACAUACAACAUGUUAUGCUUUGGCAUAUAUCGGCUACGUGAUGCACACUUAAGUACACCAAGUCAGUGUACAAAAAGGUAUGUUAUCACAAAUCCUCCUUAUGAAUUUGAGAUGGUGCCCACUGACCUCAUCUUCUGCCUGAUGCAGUUCGACCACAAUGCCAGCCAGUCUCGUGCCAGCCUCUCUCACUCCUCGCACUCUUCACACUCCUCAAGCAAAAAGAGCUCAUCUGUUCACUCCAUCCCAGCUUCAGCUAACCGCCAGAACCGUGCAAAAGCUCGUGACGCCCGUGACAAACAGAAGACGAAUAGAAUGGGCCAAGCAGAAAAGAAAUGGUAUACAGAUGAAAUGGAAAAUGCUUAUCCCAGAAACAUUCAGAUUAAGCCAAUGAGCACACACAUGGCUAAUCAGAUUAAUCAAUACAAAUCGACGAGCAGCUUGAUACCGCCAAUCCGAGAGGUCGAAGAUGAAUGUUGAUCCUAAACUGAACUUUUUUUUAGGGGAAAACAACAAAGACCUAUUCACAGAACUUGAAGACAUAUCCAGACUUGCAAAACAAUCUAAUAACCGCAAGCAUAAAUGGGACUUCAAAA